AGGGUGCAUGGACCGCAUUGGAAAAGGGGAGCCUUGGAGGCCCUUCUCUGAACCCCUUUUCCCAGGAGAGUGAAGGGGCUACCUAGCCAGCAUCAUCCGUGCCUUCCCCAGGCCUGGGGCUGUGCCAGGCCAGUGUCCUGCUUCCUUGUGAGACCUGGGCAGGCAAGAGAUCUUUCCCAGGCCAGCUCCUCGCUCACUCCCACGGUUUCUCUCAGGGAGCCCCUGCUGCUGGGCACCAUGACAGUGAGGGGGGCCGCCCUGGCCCCAGAUCCAGUGUCGCCCACGAUGGCGGCAGCCUCGCCCAGCGUCUCCGAAGUCCCCGAGGGCAGCCCCACAGCCAUGGAACAGCCCGUGUUCCUGAUGACAACGGCCGCGCAGGCCAUCUCCGGUUUCUUUGUCUGGACGGCGCUGCUCAUCACCUGCCACCAGAUCUACAUGCACCUGCGCUGCUACAGCUGCCCUAACGAGCAGCGCUACAUCGUGCGCAUCCUCUUCAUCGUGCCCAUCUACGCCUUCGACUCCUGGCUCAGCCUCCUCUUCUUCACCAACGACCAGUACUACGUGUACUUCGGCACCGUGCGCGACUGCUACGAGGCCUUGGUCAUCUACAACUUCCUGAGCCUGUGCUAUGAGUACCUCGGGGGAGAAAGUUCCAUCAUGUCCGAGAUCCGGGGGAAGCCCAUCGAGUCCAGCUGUAUGUAUGGCACUUGCUGCCUCUGGGGAAAGACGUACUCCAUUGGGUUCCUGCGGUUCUGCAAGCAGGCCACCCUGCAGUUCUGCGUGGUGAAGCCGCUCAUGGCUGUCAGCACUGUGGUCCUCCAGGCCUUUGGCAAGUACCGGGACGGUGACUUUGACGUCGCCAGCGGCUACCUGUACGUGACCAUCAUCUACAACGUCUCCGUCAGCCUGGCCCUCUACGCCCUCUUCCUCUUCUACUUCGCCACCAGGGAGCUGCUCAGCCCCUACAGCCCCGUCCUCAAGUUCUUCAUGGUCAAGUCUGUUAUCUUCCUCUCCUUCUGGCAAGGCCUGCUCCUGGCCAUCCUGGAGAAGUGCGGGGCCAUCCCCAAGAUCCACUCAGCCCGCGUGUCGGUGGGCGAGGGCACCGUGGCUGCCGGCUACCAGGACUUCAUCAUCUGCGUGGAGAUGUUCUUCGCGGCACUGGCCCUGCGGCACGCCUUCACCUACAAGGUCUAUGCUGACAAGAGGCUGGACGCGCAAGUGCCAACGUAUGGUCCUUACGGCCGCUGCGCCCCCAUGAAGAGCAUCUCCAGCAGCCUCAAGGAGACCAUGAACCCGCACGACAUUGUGCAGGACGCCAUCCACAACUUCUCGCCCGCCUACCAGCAGUACACGCAGCAGUCCACCCUGGAGCCCGGGCCCCCCUGGCACGGCGGUGCCCACGGCCUCUCACGCUCCCACAGCCUCAGUGGCGCCCGCGACACCGAGAAGACUCUCCUGCUCAGCUCUGAUGAUGAGUUCUAAGCGUGGCUGCUGCUGGGGAAGGAUUGGCACGUUGGCCCAGGGCAGGUGCGCCCCUCCGGCCUCAGGCCCAGGCCCGGAGGCGGGCUGCCAGGGCUUUGGCAUUGCCUUUAAUUUAUUGGACCAGAGCACUCACAUAUCGCUUCCAGAGGGACCUCCAGUCAUUGUCUGCCCAGAGGACAGGCCAGGCUCACCCCAAGCCUUCAGGAACAUUUCUACACGGCCACGCUGCACGCCCGGCGAGGAGCAGGGGUCACUGGGAGCCACUCCCAUGCCUGUGCGGCUCGGCUCGUCCUGGUGGCGGCGUGUUGGGACCAGCCGUGCCCCAGGCCCUGACGCUUGUGUUGCCGACCAGUGGC
Molecule: messenger RNA, 1838 nt
Organism: Myotis brandtii (Brandt's bat)
Lineage: Eukaryota; Metazoa; Chordata; Mammalia; Chiroptera; Vespertilionidae
Gene: TMEM184B
Product: transmembrane protein 184B
Exons: 10
Coding region: 238-1482 (414 amino acids)
Biological process (GO): transport
Molecular function (GO): transporter activity
Source: RefSeq, a predicted model, not a curated record